Artibeus jamaicensis (Jamaican fruit-eating bat) is the source of this 6028-nucleotide messenger RNA. RefSeq names its product G-patch domain containing 2 like (gene GPATCH2L). Bases 101 to 1561 code for a protein of 486 amino acids. Lineage: Eukaryota; Metazoa; Chordata; Mammalia; Chiroptera; Phyllostomidae. The transcript has 10 exons. The record is from RefSeq and is a predicted model, not a curated record.
CCCAAACCGGAAAUGAGGUCAGGGAGGGAAACCUUGCCGGGAAGACUUGGCCCCAGAAGCUGCGGCUGUUGGAGGUGCCUGCGACAGCUGAUGUGGCCUCAUGGAUGAGCUGGUACACGACUUAGCCUCAGCCUUGGAGCAGACAUCGGAGCAGAGUAAGCUUGGUGAGCUGUGGGAAGAGAUGGCCUUGAGCCCUCGGCAGCAGAGGCGGCAGCUUCGCAAACGGAGGGGCCGGAAGCGCCGUUCAGACUUCACUCACCUGGCAGAGCACACCUGUUGCUACAGUGAGGCCUCUGAGUCCAGUCUGGAUGAGGCCAUCAAGGACUGUCGAGAAAUGGCCCCGGUCACCAAUUUUAGUGAUUCUGAUGACACCAUUGUAGCCAAACAGCACCCAGGUCUCAACACCAUUGUUAAGAGUAAACAACAUUCUUGGCACGAAUCUGACUCCUUUACUGAAAAUGCGCCUUGUCGACCUCUCAGGCGCCGGCGGAAGGUGAAGCGAGUGACAUCAGAGGUGGCUGCCAGCCUUCAGCAGAAGCUCAAGGUAUCAGAUUGGAGCUAUGAGCGAGGAUGUAGGUUCAAGUCUGCUAAGAAGCAGCGUCUGUCACGCUGGAAGGAGAAUACUCCCUGGACCUCAUCAGGCCACGGAUUGUGUGAAUCAGCAGAAAACAGGACUUUUCUAAGCAAAACAGGAAGGAAAGAAAGGAUGGAGUGUGAAGCAGAUGAGCAAAAACAGGGCUCUGAUGAGAACAUGUCAGAAUGUGAGACCAGCAGUGUGUGCAGCAGCAGUGACCCAGGCCUCUUCACGAACGACGAGGGACGGCAAGGGGAUGACGAGCAGAGUGACUGGUUCUAUGAGGGAGAAUGCGUCCCGGGAUUCACUGUCCCUAACCUUCUGCCCAAGUGGGCUCCCGAUCAUCGCGCCGAAGUAGAAAGGAUGGACUCUGGACUGGACAAACGGUCAGACCCCACAUUUCUUCUGCCUUCUCGGCCAGCUCAGAGGGGGUACCACGCCCGCCUGAAUCGCCUGCCCGGAGCCGCAGCACGGUGCCUCCGAAAGGGACGAAGACGGCUCGUCGGGAAGGAGACCAGCAUAAGUGCUUUGGGUUCUGAGAGGAUAGGCCACAUUGUUAGUGACUCUCGGCAGAAAGAAAAGAAUAGAGUGUUGGCUUCUGAUUUUCCUCACAUUUCUGCUUGUGCGCAUGAGUUUAAUCCCCUCUCUCCCCUCUACUCCCUGGACGUUCUCGCCGAUGCUUCUCACCGAAGGUGUUCCCCGGCACAGUGCUCUGCCAGACAGGCAAACAUACACUUGGGACCCCCGUGUUCACGUGACAUCAAGAGGAAGCGGAAACCUGUGGCCACAGCGUCUCUCUCUAGCCCCAGUGCAGUAAUCUCAGCAGUCCACGUGGAUGCCAUGGAGCCAGCCACACCAGCAUCGCAAGCCCAGAAACCUCCAAACUCGGAGUGGCUGGUCAGGACCUCUGCCACAGAGAAAGCCACUGACUCGGCCGCAGCUACGUUUUUUAAAAUGCCACAGGAGAAGAGCCCUGGAUGCAGCUAGAGGGCAGGACCUCACCCACCAGGAGCCAGUGGGCUGUUGUGAAGUGAACAGGAGGUUUUGUGUUGAGUGGUCUUGCAUAUUUUAAUAGAUACCCCCAGUCUGUUUAUCACCAGGUCUGGCUCCUUCCUCUUCCAACAAAGCAGUGGACUCUUUCUCUCAGAAAAUCAUACUGUGGAAAUCUGUUUUUUUAAAAAAAGUUAGUGAAGUAUUAGGGCAGCAGUUUUUUUAAAAGCCAUCCAUCCUAUACGAUAUUUGUUACACUGCUGUUGCGGUCUCAACAGUUAGCGCCAGCGUAGUGUGCGGAGCUGUUCCUUUUUUGCAGGUGUGUCUUUUUUCUUGAAAAACUAGUAACUGCUUUUACAUACUUUUUGUGCAGAGCUUUUAAUAUCAUCUGAGGAAGGGCUGCCUUUGCAGUCAGCCCCAGACAGUCGGGUGCCAAGUUGGGGCCUGUGUGUGGGGUCGUGUUUGCAGGAGGCGAGGCUUGCCUUUGAGCCUGGCCUUGAGUCACCCGGAGUGUCAGUGAGGUAAAUCCGCCACGGUCUCAAUUCGGAGCCUCAGAAGCGACACCAGCAGCGUGGGACUUCCUGUGGACGGCCUCGCGGGAUCGCCGGCAGCUGCCUUGGGCUUUGCCUCAUCUCCAAAGUUCGCGUUCUAGCAGACGAGGACUCCACACGUGCUCUCACACACACUGCUGUAACGAAGAAGGUGGUUCACCGGACAGAAAAGCUGAAAUGGCGGAUUGGGUCUCAGCGUUUCAUGUUGCCGUGUAAGCCUUUAUAUACCGACUGGGAUUUUAUUGUUAGUUUAUAGGUCAGUAACCUGCAGCAGAAAUUCACUCUGUUAUAAUAAUGGCUUCUUGGGGUUGCUCUUUGGGGAGGAAAAUGUCUUUGACGUGCCUGUCUCCUAGGUGUGUUCACGGCAGCUCAGCUGCGGGCAGAGUCGCACGCAGCCGUGCCUGAGGUUGGGUGCUCUGUUGUCAAAAUGGGGAGUCGGUGGCUGCCCGGGGCUGCUGGAGAAAAGCCGAAGUUUUAUCAUGGGUGUCUCAUUCAGGGGCCUGGGUGAUAGUAGGGUUCUUUUUUGGUACAAAUUAGAUACAUUUACUCUGAAAUGUACAGAAGCUGUUCUCUAAGUGCCCACUCUUAUGGUGAUUAACGUUCCAGAGGAACUCCUGGCCUCGCACCUGGGUAGUGUGUGUGCUUAAAACUAGGUGCGGGGUGGGGCGGAGCCUCCUCUCCCAGAAGGGCGCGUGUCCCCUUUUCUCACCCAGAGCGUGAUGGUGGGCUGCUUUACCGUCUUCCCUUUGAAAGUGGUAGUCCUCGGUGGUAGCUCCAGAAUUCCUUGUCUGUGGGGUUGGUGUGAAUCCAGUUGCAGAGGGAGACUUAAGCUAAGUUUAUGUGGCACUUUAUGUAAGACUGAGAAUGUGUCAGUCGUCCCUAACGAGGAAUAUGGUGGUGGGCGGGGUGGGGCAGGUGGGAAUUGUGGGCCGAGGAGCAGUGCUGCCGCCCGCGGGGUGUCCUGGGAGCCUCCAGAGUUCUCACCGGGCAGUGAGUGCGCCGCCCUUCCCAAUGGGCCGCACCCACAGACGCGGAGAAGGCUAAUCUGAAUGUAAGGCGGCGCUUCCGAGUUGUUGGGUGAGGAAGGCAGGUCCUGUUGUCACCUACACGUUCCUGCCUGGUCCCCAUAGUGGUGUCCUGAGCACACAUUUCUAACGUACUUUGUUGGAUUUGGGGGAGAAACCCGUGGACACACUUUUACUUUCUUUUAAAUAAAGCCACGGGGCUUACAAGAAAGCCCCGUGGCUCAUGCUGAGAUUGGUCCUGUGACAUAGACUCUUUUGGCCUCCGUAGUUCGGUGGACUCUGUCCUUCGUGGGAUGUGGCCCGACAGUUUUUUUUCUACCCUUUUUUAACCUGAUUGAAAGUAGUUAUAUACACCAUGGUGCAUUUUAGACAUCUCUGUGGUGCACAGGCAGAUGACAUAUAAUGUCAUAAAUGAAGAAGAGUCUGUUACCUUUCAACAAAAGAGACAAUUUCAAAGUCUGGUUUUGUUAUAUGUUAAAAAAUCUCUAACAGCAUUACCUCCUUUGAGGGUAACCCUGGGGCUUCCAAGUGUUCGAUCUGCUCUAAAGUAGCACCUGAAGCUGAGUUCCACGGCGCCCAUGCACUUACGGGUUUGGACUCACCGCAGCCGGCUGGCAGCCUGCCUCCCUGAAUCCUGGCCGUGUAUCUUCUACAGCAGGCAGAAGUCGGGACGUUAUCUUCAGUUGUCAUUCAUAAAAGUUAAUUUGGCGUGUGAGUUUCAGGGAGUUUGAUACCAUUUUUUAGACGCAGUAUUUUAAAGGAGCAACUUCAUUUGUAUCAAAAAACACUUGUGUUUUGGUAAGAACUGUUCAGAAGAGGAAAGUAGUAGCUGUUGACAUGGUGCCAAUUUGGGAGGGAGAGAAUAUGGUCUUUAUUGACUGGUGCGUGUGUUUUAAACUUGAAUUCUUUAGAAAUCAAACACUGUGGAAAAUUGCAGAUGGCACUGUUUUGCUGGGCUCUGACACAGGCUGCAGACAGGCCAUUUGGGCAGCAAAUGACCAAAGCUGAAAUCGGUCCAGUCACUGCUUACAGCAUCCUUUGCUAAGUAAAACUCCACACCUAGCACGGAUGAUUAAGCUAUGUAUGAAUCCCAGAUAGAUUAACCUCACACAACUUUUCAUUGUGGAAUCGGAAGCACAAUUGAGCCCAGAGCAGCGGGAGUCCUGUCGCUGGGCUGUCAUUGUCAAUGUGAUGGUCUCUCCACUCUGGGCUCCAGGCGAAGCUCCUGGUGACGCAUGAUUUGUUUCAGGUCUUCGCUGUAUUUUGACUUCGUGGCUGUGCUUCUGAGCCACACACUUUCUGUUUCCCGGGCUGUGUAAAAAUCUCAGCGUUAGAAGCCACAGUCAGUAUUUGUAUGUCUGGCGAACCCGCUCUGAGCUGGGAUGAGAGCAGAGGGGCUCACUCCAGCAGCGGUGGCUGCAGUCACUUCAGUGGUAUGGCUUGCAGGAUGUGUCGUGGCUUAUGGGGUGGCAGGAGGGACGAUAGAAGCGGUUUGCGCUUGCUGUCAGCUGCCUCCUUUGUUAACGCCUGAGCUGUCCAUUUCACUUGUCAGUAUUUCCUUAUCUCCCACGCCAGUCAGGACAGGUAGUGAACACUGGCACAGAGGGAAACGGAGAGGAAACCGGUGGGUUCUGCUGUUAGCACUGACCACAGGGCGGUCCGGAGGUGCUUCCGCCUGCAUUAGGGUCACAACAGAUGAGUGUCAACUGCCUGUGAACAGCAGGACUGAAAAGAAACAAGGAGAAUGAGUGAUGUUGCUUAGGGUAUGGAUUACAAGGUUUUUAACAAACCCAGCAAAACAGACUUAUGGCCAAAAGAAGACAAUUUUCUGCCACUGCAGACAAACACAGGCACUUGGUAAAACUGCCAGCUUUUGGAAAUAAAAAUAUUUAAAGCACAGUAUUGAAGAAUGGGGCAAACCCUGAAGAUGUUCACCAAGGAAAACAAUCUUGGCAAAGUCCGGAAGUGAGAAGGCAAGAGAGAGAGGUGGAGGUGCUGGGGUGCGUGGACCAACAGCAUCAGCACGCUCUCGGCCCCCAGCCCUACGGGGUCUGAAGUCUGAGGGGGGGGCCCGGCAAUCUGUGACGAGCCCCCCAGGGACUCGGGUGCACGCCGAUGUUUGAGAACCACGGGCUUCUGUGUAGUUAAAAAGGACUGUUUUAAUAGGCUGUAUCCCUGAGCUGCUGUCUUCCAUUUCCUUCUGUAAGAGAUGUUUUGUGUAUGAUGUUUGCAAAGAUUGUCAUGUCUUUAUUCCCCACACCCUUCCCCUCUGCUCCUGAAAGAUUACCUGGAAAUUUAGAAAGGACAAUGUGGAGAAAAUGCCAUCGAGGCCGAAUUUAAGUGGAUGGGAAUGUUUUAAAAUGGAUUAAAAUGUAACAAUGAACUUUUAGUCUGUGAGUGCUAGUCAUUGUUCACUUCUAACAGUAAGACAUUUGUGUAAGAGAUUGCCAUUCGUGAUUUUAUGGUAUUUGUUCGUUACAUCAUAGUCUCAUGCGAAAAUGUUAUGAAUGAUGAAGGCUUUGAAGCAUAACUCACAAAUAUGAAAAAAUAUUAGAAGAAAAACUACCCUACAUACACAGUUUUUGAGGCAAAUACCUGUUGAGUGAUUGGUAAUCUUUUGCUAGGACUUAAUUCCAGUGCUUCACGCAGUAAAAUCCCGUUUUCAGUUGCCCACUUGCUCGUGUCCUUGUUCAACAUUUCCAGCAGCGCUUCCGCGGGGGUUGGGGAGCCGCAGCGACAGCGUGUUACUCAGCACUUCCGAACACGGGACUCUAACCUUACAAAGUUUUGAACUGAAAUCACGACCACUCUUUUCCUUCAGAUUUUAUUUGUGUGAAUUGGACAGGGCCCUAACUGACUACUAAAUAAAGCCCAGGGAAAAUAAGUGG